UCACAGGAAACCGUUAUUAUUAUGAUUAUCGGCCCACAGCACUCGCAGCUCCAUGGUGCGCUCUACGUGUGUUUAUAAAAUUAUCUGACAUUUGUAAGUAGCUCAGUGAUGGAGGUGAACCGGGAUGAAGCGGAGCGAUGCGUCGAGAUCGCGCUCGGAGCUCUGGAGGACGCGCAGCCGGAGAAAGCGCGCAGGUUCCUGGAGAAAGCGCAGCGGCUUUUCCCGACGCGCAGAGCCCGGGAGCUGCUGGCGUCUCUGGAGCAGAACGGCGAGGCUUGGUCUCAGAGAGCCGCUGAUGGCACAGAAGCAGGUCAGCGCAGGUCAGAGGUCAGCAGUAAUGACUCCAGUAAACCCUACACAGCGGAGCAGGCCGAGGCCGUCAGCAGAAUAAAGCAGUGUAAGAACUACUACGAGACUCUGGGCGUGCAGAAAGAUGCUUCUGAAGACGAUCUUAAGAAAGCUUACAGGAAGCUGGCGUUAAAGUUUCACCCUGAUAAGAAUCACGCUCCGGGAGCCACGGAGGCGUUUAAAGCGAUAGGAAACGCGUACGCAGUUCUGUCCAAUGUGGAGAAGAGACGACAGUACGAUCAGUUCGGCUCGGGCCGCUCCAGCCAGACCAGCGACACACACUUCCAGGCCGAUAUUUCUCCUGAAGAUCUCUUCAACAUGUUCUUCGGAGGAGGCUUUCCUUCCAGUAAUGUUCACAUGUACAGUAAUGGACGGAUGCGCUUUAAUCAGAAUCAGGGCGAGAGAGGAGAACAGCGAGGGGGCGGUCUUGCUCUUCUCAUGCAGUUGAUGCCCAUCCUCAUCCUCGUCUUCGUAUCAGCGCUCAGUCAGAUGAUGGUGACCAACCCUCCCUACAGCCUCAGCUUCAGACCGUCAGCGGGUCACACACACAAGCGCGUGACGGAGCAUCUGGGCGUGACGUAUUACGUGAACGAGCGUUUCUCGCAGGACUACAGCGGCGCGAGUCUGACACGAGUCGAGAGCAGCGUGGAGGAAGACUACAUCUCCAACCUCAGGAACAACUGCUGGAGAGAGAGACAACAGAAGGAGGGUCUGCUGUACCGCGCGCGGUAUUUCGGGGACAGUGGUCUGUACCAGCGGGCUCAGCGGAUGGGAACCCCGAGCUGCUCUCGUCUGUCUGAGGUUCAGGCGUCUCUACACUGAGAGAUGAAGCUUCACUGCACUACCUGGUUCCAAAAACAAUCUCUCCAGUCUGGAAUAUGGAGGAACGCCAUACGGAUUGUAAAUACAUCUGUUCGAAAAACAGGGCUGAGUUCUGAACUGGACUAGAAAGACUUAGUGAGAGCUGUGUGUGUGUGUGUGUGUGUGUGUGUGUGUGCGUGUGUGUGUGUGUGUGUACAUGAAUGCAUGCUAAGGACCAUGUACAUGUGUGUGUGUGUGUGUGUGAAACCGGAGCUGGUGUUUUGGACUCCUGUGGAUGAAGGACGUUCCUCUCAGUCUGAAUGUUCUGGCCCUGGAUUAAAGUUCAUGGUAUCGUUUCUCUAAAUUCAGCAUCAUCUUCAGCUCUGGCAGGAAUCAGCGAUCUGGUUUUGCAUUAUUGGACAGACUGGAGAUCUGACGACAAUAUCUGCAUAUUUAUUUGAGUUUGUUUAGAUGGAGAUCAUGUCUUUUUAAUGGUUUAUAUUUGUAUGUUUGAGAUUUAUCUAUGCAGGGAUCAUCUGUGCUGUGUGUUAGGAGUAACUACAGCUGCUGUACACCGCUCUUAUUUAUUGAAGGAUUGAAUAGGAAUAUUUAUUUCAUAUGAAGUUUUAUUUUCUACAUGACUUUAGUGAAACUAUUUCAUCGCUGAGAGACUGCACUGCAAUUAUUUCACGGAGUACAAAUAAAGAUUGUACGUGCCACUGUA
Messenger RNA from Carassius gibelio (silver crucian carp), 1873 nucleotides. RefSeq names its product dnaJ homolog subfamily B member 12. Gene Ontology annotation, cellular component: endoplasmic reticulum membrane. Gene Ontology annotation, molecular function: Hsp70 protein binding. Gene Ontology annotation, biological process: cellular response to misfolded protein. NCBI's taxonomy places the organism in Eukaryota, Metazoa, Chordata, Actinopteri, Cypriniformes, Cyprinidae. The transcript has 9 exons. Bases 109 to 1170 code for a protein of 353 amino acids. The record is from RefSeq and is a predicted model, not a curated record.